This is a messenger RNA of Uranotaenia lowii, 582 nucleotides long. RefSeq names its product adult cuticle protein 1-like. The transcript has 2 exons. The record is from RefSeq and is a predicted model, not a curated record. Bases 115 to 489 code for a protein of 124 amino acids. Lineage: Eukaryota; Metazoa; Arthropoda; Insecta; Diptera; Culicidae.
GUUGCCUGGAAUCGGGGCCGCCCUAUAUAAAGCUAUCCCGGCCGUUUUCCGGACACCAGAGUUCUAUCGGUUGUGUAACAGUGAUCAUCCUCGUGUAGUGAAAUUCUAGCAAUCAUGAAGUGCAUCGCAGCUGUAGUCAUGAUGGCUUUCGCCGCCGUCGCCCAAGCUGGACUGGCGCCGUUUUAUUACGGGGCUCCUUUGGCCUACUCUUUGCCCCAUACUACGGUAGUCCAGAGUAACGCGGAACCAAAACUCCUAGCGGCUCCAGCAGCAGCUCCCUACUACUAUGCUGCCGCUGCUCCGUACGGUGCUGCUCCAUAUCUGGCCUACAGUGCCCCACUAGCGGCCUACAGUGCUCCGGCUUUGCUGCUCCAGAAGGAGGCCCGCUAUUUGGCCGCCAACCGGGGUGCCAUCCAUGAGGCCCCACUUCCGGGACACGAAAUCUCCCAGCAGCAGCUCAAUCUGGAACCAGCUGCGGGAACCAUUUGAAGGGGGCGCAAUGGCGGUAACUGAAAAAAGAAAUUGUGAUACAAUACUUUGGUAAUCGAAAGAGAGGAAAAUAUAUCGAAAGUGUUAAUCAAA